AGACUACAAGCCCCGCCCCACCCACUGGAGGCGGGACUCGGGCGGUUUGAAAGGUCCGCGCGCUGAGCUGGGUGGCUCGGCUGCCGCUGAGAUGUCGGUGCUGAGGUCUAUGGACAAGCUGCCUGACCUGAACCGAGCCACCAUCUUGCUGGUGGGCACGGAGGAUGCGCUUCUGCAGAAGCUGGCGGAGUCGAUGCUCCAAGAACACUGUGCGUCUGAGCUGAGGGUCCACUUGGCCAAUUCCCUCCCUUUGCCCUCCACUGUGAACCGGCCCCGAAUUGACCUGAUUGUGUUUGUAAUUAACCUUCACAGCAAAUACAGCCUCCGGAAGGUGGAGGAGUGUCUGAGCCACGUGGACAGCAGCUUCUUCCUGGGGAAAGUAUGUUUCCUCGCCACAGGGGCUGGACGGGAGAGCCACUGCAGCAUUCACCAGAACACAGUUAUAAAACUGGCCCGUACCUACCGAAGCCCUUUGCUCUUCUGUGACUUAGAGGUGGGAAGCUUUCGAGCCACCAUGGCACAACGCCUGGUACGCAUGCUGCAGAUCUGUGCUGGUCACGUGCCAGGUAUCUCAGCGGUGAACCUGCUGUCCUUGCUGAGGUGCUCCGACAGUACCCCAUCCAAGGAGCUGUGAGCGACGCUGCCCUCCCCACAUUUGGCUCAGGCUCCAGAAGCAGUCACUGUUGGUGAAAACCAGUCAGGGCCUGACAGGCCCUGGAGGCAGCCUCCACACUACAGGACU
Messenger RNA from Cricetulus griseus (Chinese hamster), 742 nucleotides. The record is from RefSeq and is a predicted model, not a curated record. NCBI's taxonomy places the organism in Eukaryota, Metazoa, Chordata, Mammalia, Rodentia, Cricetidae.